GGCGGCGGGGGCAGACAAAGCCGUGGCUAAUGAAUGAGAGCGCGUCCGCCCGCGCCGUCCGUCGUCCGCAGCCGGACGGGAGCCGCGCCGCCCCAAGCCCGGCGCCCGCGAUCCCGGUCCGGCGUAGCAUUUGGAGAGUGACUAGACCUGGGGCAUGGAGCUGUUGGAGCAUGAAGAAUGGUGAUUGUGAAGGAGAGGACGUUUGAGUCCAGCCCUGAAAGGUCUAGGGGCGACGUGGUGGAGGCCCCGAAUGAGAGGCAUCAGUGUGGUGGAGAGGCUGGCCCCUCUGUUUGAGCCUGUGUCCUGGCAGUAGAGCCCCCUCCUCAGCUCCUCGUGCUCCUGAUAAGAUAAUGCAAAAGGAUCGUUAUCAUUAUGCUAUCGCGAUGACGGCAAUCCUGUUUCUACGACAAGAAGCAGGUCUCCGCUGCGUAAAUUUCUGUCCACACCAUGAAGUAUUUAAUAGCAGAACUCCUGGGAAGCAGUGAUCCACGCCCUAGAUGAUGUGCUCAUGAGUUACAUGUUCUGCUUUUCAGUAAGAUUUAUGAUUCCCCAUAUUCAUAAACAUCCCAAAAGACAGAAUUAUUUUGAAAAAACUGAAGAUAAUGUUCAUUUGGGGGCACAAAUGAGCAUUUGGAUCAAUUUCUUACCAACCUAAGGUACCAAGACAAUGAAGCAGCCAGAAUAGUUAUGGUCAGUCAUGGAGAAUAACCAGGAAACUUAUCCCAAAGGGGAUGAUGAUUUUGUUUCUCAUAAAAUAAAUUUUAAAAUAGAAGAGGAAGAUGACGAUCAGAUUCCUGAUCACAGUUUGGAAAGAAUGGACUUUAAAGAUGAGCAGGAGGACAGGAAACAAGCUGACAGUGGGGAUGAACAGGCGGAAAUCAGAGAAACGAGCCAGAGCUGUAAGCCCCCUGGGAGGUACUUCUCAGUUGACAGCGAGGAUGACUAUGGGUCCCUCUUCUCACAGUACAGCAGCACGCUGUACGACGUUGCGAUGGAGGCUGUGACACAGAGCCUCCUUUCCAGCCGGAACAUAAGCUCCAGGAAGAAAUCUCCAGCUUGGAAACAUUUUUUUAUCUCUCCUCGGGAUAGCACUAAAGCAAUAUGUAUGUACUGUAUGAAAGAGUUCAGUAGAGGAAAAAAUGAAAAGGACCUGAGUACGAGUUGUCUCAUGAGACACGUGAGGAGAGCACACCCUACUGUGCUCAUUCAGGAAAACGGAAGUGUGCCAGCCCUGUCCUCAUUCUCAUCCCCCUCGCCGCGGCCCCCGCCACAGCCUGCAGACGGUGGAGGCGUGGGCACCGUACUCUCGCCCAUCAAACUGGUCCAAAAACUGGCAUCGAAGAUCCCGUCCGCUGAUCAAGUAACGGAGGAACCUGUGUCUGUAGUUUCUUCUGAAGAAGUCUCUGACAUGUCCCUCCCUGAGAAGUAUAGCAGGGAGGAAGCCCUGGUGGGGCCACCUCCCCACCUCCCCACUCUCCAUUAUGAGGAAACUGCAGAGAAUGGGGCGGAGAAAAGCCUCCCGCUUCCAAAGGGUGCAUCUGGGUCCAGAAGAAGAUCUGCUGUCUGGAAGCACUUCUACCUGUCGCCCCUGGAUAACUCCAAAGCCGUCUGCAUUCACUGCAUGAACGAGUUCAGCCGAGGGAAGAAUGGGAAGGAUCUGGGCACGAGCUGCCUGAUCAGGCACAUGUGGAGGGCGCACCGCUCCAUCGUGCUACAGGAGAAUGGUGGGGGCACAGGCAUACCACCCCUGUACUCCGCUCCCCCUACCCUGCUGCCUGCCCUCCCACCUCCCGAGGGAGACCCAAACUCUGUGUCAUCAUCUCCAGGGAAGCUGGUCCAAGAGUCCCCUUCAGCGUCCUCCUCCCCUGACCGGCUGACCGAGGACCUGCAGUCACACUUGAAUCCCGGAGAUGCGCUGAUGGAAGAUGCAUCAGUGUUGUCGUCCUCCGAUGACGUGGGCGAGGCCUUGUUGGUGUCCUCUCCUGAGAAGCAGCCGGCUGACGGGUUGAGCCCCAGCAUGUUUGAAUCUGGUGCUGUGUUCCAACAGAACAAAAAGGUCAUGAAGAGACUGAAGUCAGAAGUUUGGCAUCACUUUUCAUUGGCCCCCACGGACAGUCUCAAAGCAGUGUGCAGGCACUGUGGCUGUGUCAUCAGUCGGGGGAAACAGGGGGACGUGGGCACCAGCUGUUUGAUGAGACAUCUCUACAGACGCCACCCAGAGGUUGUUGGGAAUCAGAAGGGCUUUCUGGGAACCAGUUUAGCAAAUUCUCCCUAUGCCACCUUGGCUUCUGCAGAAAGUUCUUCCUCCAAGUUAACUGACUUGCCAACAAUGGUUACAAAAAACAAUCAAGUUAUAUUUCCUGUUAAUAGCAAAAAGACCUCAAAGUUGUGGAAUCACUUUUCUAUCUGCUCUGCAGACCCCACUAAAGUCGUGUGCUUGCACUGUGGCCGGACAAUAAGCAGGGGUAAAAAGCCGAGUAAUUUGGGCACCAGUUGUCUCCUAAGGCAUUUACAGAGGUUCCAUAGCAGCGUCCUGAAGACUGAUGUCCCCGAGACGGUGCUGCCCUCCUCUCUAGGCGUCCAUGUGCCCCUGAGCACAGAACUAUCAGGAGCUUCCUCCUUUGAUGACACCAAUGAAAAGUUUUAUGAUUCUCAUCCAGUUGCCAAAAAAAUAACAAGUCUCAUAGCCGAAAUGAUUGCACUUGACCUUCAGCCAUAUUCUUUUGUAGACAAUGUUGGCUUUCACAGGCUGCUUGAAUACUUGAAGCCUCAGUACUCUUUACCCUCACCUUCUUACUUCUCCAGGACAGCUAUCCCAGGUAUGUAUGAUCAUGUGAAACAGAUAAUUACGUCACGUCUUAAGGAAGCUGAGAGUGGUGUGGUCCACUUCACGUCUGGAAUAUGGAUGAGUAACCAGACCCGCGAGUACCUGACACUCACUGCUCACUGGGUCACCUUCGAGUCGUCAGUCCGGCCGCACUGUGAGGACCACCACUGCUCAGCACUUUUAGACGUGUCACAGAUUGACUGUGACUAUAGUGGCAACAAUAUUCAGAAGCAGCUGGAGUGUUGGUGGGAGGCCUGGGUGACAUCCACUGGCCUUCAGAUUGGCAUCACGGUUACCGACAAUGCAAGCAUAGGAAAGACCCUGAGUGAAGGGGAGCACUCGAGCGUGCAGUGCUUCAGUCACACUGUUAAUCUCAUUGUCAGUGAGGCCAUUAAAAGCCAGAGAAUGGUCCAGAAUUUACUUAGCAUUGCACGGAAAAUAUGUGAGCGGGUACAUCGGUCACCCAAAGCAAAAGAGAAACUAGCAGAGUUGCAGAAGGAAUAUGAGUUGCCACAACACCAUCUUAUCCAAGAUGUUCCAUCCAAAUGGAACACGUCGUUUCAUAUGCUUGAACGGCUCAUUGAACAGAAAAGGGCAAUUAAUGAGAUGUCAAUCGAAUGUAACUUCAGAGAACUGAUUAGUUGUGACCAGUGGGAGGUCAUGCAGUCUGUGUGUCACGCGCUGAAACCCUUCGAUGCUGCGAGUCGGGAGAUGAGCACCCACAUGUCCACACUCAGCCAGGUCAUCCCCAUGAUCCACAUCCUCAACAGGAAAAUCGAGAUGCUGUUUGAGGAGACAAUGGGCAUCGACACCAUGCUGAAGUCUUUGAAGGAAGCCAUGGUGAGCCGGUUGUCCGCCACCCUCCAUGACCCCAGGUACAUCUUUGCUACACUGUUGGACCCUCGUUACAAAGCCUCCUUGUUCUCCGAGGAGGAGGCGGAGCAGUACAAGCAGGAUUUAAUCAGGGAACUAGAAAUGUUGAAUUCUACCUCAGAGGACACGCCUGUCUCCAAUGGGUGUGAUCCAGGCUCCCCAUUGAAAGACUCUGUUGAGGAGGAGAACCUGUGGUCACUCAUGGCCAAGAUGAAAAGGAGAGACCCGAGAGAAAAGACGAAGGUACCCGAGGACAUGGUGCUUGCGUAUCUGGAGGAGGAGGUGCUUGAACACAGCUGUGACCCACUCACCUACUGGAACCUAAAGAAGUCAGCCUGGCCGGGCCUCUCAACUCUGGCCGUCAGGUUUUUGGGCUGUCCCCCAAGUGUCGUCCCUUCAGAAAAGCUGUUCAACACACCUACCGAGAACGGUAGCUUUUCCCAGUCCAGGCUCAUGAUGGAACAUUUUGAAAAACUAAUCUUUCUGAAAGUGAAUCUUCCCUUAAUAUACUUUCAGUAUUGAAACUCAUAAUGGAGCCACCAGACUAAAGGUAUUGUUGAUUAUCAGGCACCUGCUCUUUGUCCCAGGGCUGGUGACUCGCUCCAUUUGGGGCCAUGUAGGACAGCAGACCAGGCACUCUCAGGUCCACGUUGAGCUUCACUUCCAGCUCUCGCCGUAGUGUCUACAUGUGCCUUACUCCUAGUCCUUCAGGCCAGGUAUCACGGUGUGUUUUUUAAGAAGUCCACUAGAAAUAGCCUGUCUUGUCAAUUAUGAAACAUGAUGAUUAGGUUUUAAUUCAUAACUCUCAAGUUUUUUAAAAGUUGGGGUUAGUAAUUUGUUUUACUAGAGUGGCAGAGAAGAUGUAAACAGUUUUAUUCUGUAGGCUUUUUAUUCAGUUAUGUAAAAACCACAAAUCAGGUACUGUAUUUUAGUAAAAAAUUGCUUUAAUUGCAACAAAACAGCUUUUAUGGCUGUCAAAUAAAAUCUGUAAAUAGGAGGUGGAGUUCAAGCCAUCUUGACUGAGCAGUUUCUAACUGCAGGCUCUAAAAUAUGUCGAGGAGUACAGAGAAUAUUCUGAAAGAUAACUGUUUACUACAACAGAGACGUGGCAUUUGAAGACAAAACUACACUUAGCUGUAUCAUGUAUGUCAGUUAUAUAGUGAUUCAGUAAAGAGAACUUCUCCAUUUCAUAUUUUGCAUUCAGGUUUUAUGAGGAGGUCCCCAGCUGUUUAUAAUGAUCUCAUUGUUGCCUGUUGUCUGGCCGGUGCACAUGACACGUUUACAGCCCUCCUGUCGAUUAGGUCUCCAAGCCUCUGACUUAGUGUCUCUGCACUAUGAAGUAUCUUUUGAAAUUUGUGUACUGACGCCCAAUUUGAUCAAAUUAUAUACAAAAUUCUUUUUAGAAGAGAUGGCUUAUUAACAGGGAAGAAGAUUGUUGUAUUACAGCUGUAAGAAUAGCCUUAGGUGUUUAGAUUUUUUUUUUUUAUAAUAGGGAAGAUUCAGCCAUCACUGGGGUAUUUUAGACUCCCAACGACAUCAGAAUGAAGUGUCGGUUGUCAGAUUUUUUUAAGAAUAAUAUGUCUUCAGAGUUUUUCCUUCAAUAUCUAGAAAAGGGUUUGUUUUCUUAUUUCAAACCAAUGAAAUAUUCUGGGUGAAACAAGUCACUCAUUUGCCUAUGACCUUUUAGAAAAGUUGUUUUGUUAAAAUACUGUACCUAUUAUUAAUCUGAAUUUGCAUUGACUAUGUUUUAGUGUAUUUAUAAAUGGUGAGCUCAGUUUCUGAAAUUAAACUUUUUAUUUGUAAUUUUC
Diceros bicornis minor is the source of this 5508-nucleotide messenger RNA. RefSeq names its product zinc finger BED-type containing 4 (gene ZBED4). The transcript has 4 exons. Gene Ontology annotation, molecular function: protein dimerization activity; DNA binding. Lineage: Eukaryota; Metazoa; Chordata; Mammalia; Perissodactyla; Rhinocerotidae. The coding region runs from base 698 to 4222 and encodes 1174 amino acids. The record is from RefSeq and is a predicted model, not a curated record.